AAAAUCAUGUUUAUUUUUCAUUCAAUUUCGGAAUUUUCUUUGUUUUUUGUUUUGUUUGAGUAUCUUUUUUUUGAAUCUUAACCAAAAUCAUGAUCGUCUAAGAAAUGGUCAACAAAGGUGUGAAUGGUGUUGAUAAUACCAUUAACAUGAUUGGAUCAUCAUCAUCAUCUGGUGAAAAUAUUGUCAACGUUGAACAUAAUCAUCAUGGACUACAUCGAACGACACCUGGUUCGUUCAAUGAAAUCGAUGUACAAUCGAUAAAUAAUGAUGAAGAGAUUAAAAAUCAUUUCACUCAUGUUAAAGUAUUGCAUAAUUUUCGUGGUUCAAACAAUGAUGAAUUGUGUAUGAAAAAAGAUGAUAUAAUAACAUUGACACAAACACCAUCAGGUGGAUGGUGGGAAGGAACAUUGGACGGUAUUACCGGUUGGUUUCCGGCCAAUUAUGUUCAACCUAUUUCAAAUCAAGAUCCAUUAUAUCAGCAAAUUGUUCAUGGUCAACAACAAAGUUCCUCGGGAAUCGAAACACUACGCUCAGGAUCAUCGGAAUUAUGUCCAACAGGAUAUCAUUCAGGAGAUUGGAAUAGUCCCGGUACACCGAUUGAUUCGAUGAGUGAUCAUCUGGCUGAAUAUCGUUCAAUCGUAAUGAAAGUGAUUGAAGAUUCGGAAACACAAUUUAUUGAGUCAUUACAAGAUGCUAUUAAUCAUUAUUUGAUGCCCAUCUAUCAAUUUAAAAUAUUGCCCACCGAAACCGAAUUGAAUGCCGUAUUACGAUCAAUCACUGAAAUCUGUUCUGUUCAUCGACGAUUUUUAACAUCGAUUGAAAAAACUAAAAGUGUUCCUCACAAAGAUAAUCGUAUUGGUGGUUUAUUUAUGCAAUAUGCUCCACAAUUUAAACAUGCUCAUUUUGAAUAUUGUUCGCAUCAUGCCAAAUUUGUUCAUGUGAUUGAAAAAUACAAAAAAGAAAUCUGUGCCUUUUUCGCUACAAAUCCUCAACCGGUACCGGUAAGUUUAGCUCAAACACUUGCUUCACCAUCACAUCAAUUAUCAUCUGCAUCGGCAAAUCUUGCAUCGAUGCCUAACGUACAAAUUACAGCAUUAUUAAGUGUUUCGUUUCGUCGGCUGGAUAAAUAUCCUGCUCUAUUGCAAGAACUUCAACGUUAUACUGAAGAAAAUCAUUCAGAUCGUGGAGAUAUUCAACGUGCCGGAUUUCUUUAUCGAGAAAUAUCUAUGUCUUGUUUGGAAUUACGACGACGUAAAGAAAUGGAACUGGAAGUUAUGUUGGGCAAUAUUAAAAAUUUUGAUAAAAUGAACAUUGAAUCGUAUGGACAGAUUAUUAAAAUGGAACCGGUUACCAUAUUAUUGUUGCCUUUAUGGAAAGAACCGAAAAAAGAUUGCUAUCUGGUAUUAUUUCCAAAAGUUUUGAUGAUUCUUUCGGUUGGCAAAGAAAUGACUUCUUUCACUUAUGAGGCAAUGAUAAAAUUAGAGAACGCUAAACUAAAACCAAUCAAUGCAUCUACUGCUGCCGCUGCUACAAACGAUUUUUCUAUCGAAAUAUCCGGACAAAAUGCCCAUCCACAACCGGAUCAAUCUUCAACAUCCGAACAUUUGCAAUAUGUUGUUCGUUUUAACGAUGAAGAAGUAUGGCGAGAUUAUUAUCAAAAUUUACAAAAACAAAUUCGUCAUCAAACUAUUUCGACCACAACACACAAUCAAUUGGCCGAAUCUUCUAGUUCAUCGAUGCCACAAACUAGCGGUACCACUGUUGCCUCUUCUUCUUCAUCAUCGCAAUCAUCAUCGGCCAUAUUUUCACCGCAAUCAUCAACAUCAUUGUCGAUUACAUCACCAGAUCAGCCGGUUCCAUUGUCAUUACCACCGAAACCUCCUCAAUAUCGAAUUCAACAUAUGAUACCUCCUUGUUUAGAGGAAAUACCUCCACCACUUCCCCAUCAUAGACGUUCACCUCCUGCUAUACCACCACCGAAUGCACCGAAAAUGAGCAUCGAAUCGGUUUUAAAAUCAUUACCCAAACGAUCAUCUGGAUAUUGGUCGAAUCAGAUUCUAACACCGCAUCAACCAUAUCGUCCAACCGAUUUGCCCAUACAUUUCAAUCAAAUGGCAGCUGGUGAUAGUGGAACAUUGACCCAAGAAUCACCCAAUGAUGAUAUGCAAUUAUUGAACGUAAUCGAUGCAUAUCAUCGUAAAUUUCCUUCGAAUAAUUGUCGUGGUAGUGGUGGUGAACAUCAACUUUCAUCAUUGUCAUCAUUGUCUGGUAAUGUUAUUCAUCAACAUAAACGUAUGAAUUCAGCUAAUGAACCUUAUAAAUCACAAUCAUUAGAAUUAGAGCCUUAUCAAUAUGUUGAAAUAGUGGGGGUAAAUAAAUCCAUUGGUCAUCAGGCAAAUGUUCAUUUACAACGAAAUCCAUCCGCUAGAAAUGCAAGAAAAAACUCGUUGACUAUGUUAGCACAGAAAAUCAACAAACUAUCAUUGUAUGUAUCUAUUGAAUGUUUAUCAUCAAUGGAUAGAGAUGUCUUAUAUGAAAUUUAUGACCAACUAAGAGUAAUACGUAACGAAAUGAGUCAUCUGGGAGAAAAAGUACGAGAUGAACGUCGACAACGAAAACGAAUACAACAUUCAUUGGCAAAAUUACAUCAACAGCAACAAAAUAAUUUAAAUACAUAAUUUUUUUUAAUUUGAUAAUAAAAAUUUCAAAUUUCUAUA
Messenger RNA from Dermatophagoides pteronyssinus (European house dust mite), 2717 nucleotides. It is a transcript of the gene RtGEF, whose product is annotated as Rho-type guanine nucleotide exchange factor. The record is from RefSeq and is a predicted model, not a curated record. Lineage: Eukaryota; Metazoa; Arthropoda; Arachnida; Sarcoptiformes; Pyroglyphidae. Gene Ontology annotation, cellular component: cytoplasm. Gene Ontology annotation, molecular function: guanyl-nucleotide exchange factor activity; protein binding.